Molecule: messenger RNA, 1886 nt
Organism: Kogia breviceps (pygmy sperm whale)
Lineage: Eukaryota; Metazoa; Chordata; Mammalia; Artiodactyla; Physeteridae
Gene: RAB18
Product: RAB18, member RAS oncogene family
Biological process (GO): vesicle-mediated transport
Molecular function (GO): GTPase activity; GTP binding
Source: RefSeq, a predicted model, not a curated record
CCGACGCAGAGCUACUUCCAGGCGGAACCCGGGCGUGCGGGGCUCCUGCAACCUAAACACCCGGUGUAAAAGGAAGGUGGCCCCGGAGGGGCGGGGCGCAUGCGCGGCAGCUCCCCCUGGGCUGAGAGGCGGAGCGGGGAGGCCAGCUGUGAGCGGAGCGGAGCAGGAUCAGGAUGGACGAGGACGUGCUGACCACCCUGAAGAUCCUCAUCAUCGGCGAGAGUGGCGUGGGCAAGUCCAGCCUGCUCUUGAGGUUCACAGAUGAUACUUUUGAUCCAGAACUUGCAGCAACAAUAGGUGUUGACUUUAAGGUGAAAACAAUUUCAGUGGAUGGAAAUAAGGCCAAACUUGCAAUAUGGGAUACUGCUGGUCAAGAAAGGUUCAGAACAUUAACUCCCAGCUAUUACAGAGGUGCACAGGGUGUUAUAUUAGUUUAUGAUGUCACAAGAAGAGACACCUUUGUUAAACUGGAUAAUUGGUUAAAUGAGUUGGAAACAUACUGCACGAGAAAUGACAUAGUAAACAUGCUAGUUGGAAAUAAAAUUGAUAAGGAAAAUCGUGAAGUUGAUAGAAAUGAAGGCCUGAAGUUUGCACGGAAGCAUUCCAUGUUAUUUAUAGAGGCAAGUGCAAAAACUUGUGAUGGCGUACAGUGUGCUUUUGAGGAACUUGUUGAAAAGAUCAUUCAGACGCCUGGACUGUGGGAAAGUGAGAACCAGAAUAAAGGAGUCAAACUGACACACAGGGAAGAAGGCCAAGGAGGAGGAGCCUGUGGUGGUUAUUGUUCUGUGUUAUAAACUCUGGGAAACUCCAUCUCUUGCAUAUUUGAUCAGAUAACGUCAUCUUUCUGUAUAUAAACUCUUUAACUGCUAUUUUAGGGUCCUUGCAGUUUGCACAUAUUUGUUUUGUAUCAUGGCAGUAAAUAUUUGCGAGAAAUCCCACUUACCGACUUUUCUAGGUAAAACAUUAUGGUAAGCAUGCACAGUUUGCAAUCUGCAGUUUUUAAUGUAACAUAAAAUAGGUGUACCUUUAUAAGUACAUUUGAUUUUAUGAUUUACAUUCAUCAUGUGAUUUUUUAAAAAUCCACUUAUCUAGUAUAUGUUGAUACAAAGUCUUUUUUUUCAUUUAAAUACUCAUCAGUUACUGAAUUAAUUGGUAUGUAGAACUCCUAGGACCACUGGAAGAUAUACAGGUGUCAUCAAACCUGGCAAAUUUCCCUUCAGAAGUAACAAAGAGCAUGAUUCCAUAACUUUUCUAGGACGUUUGCUGACGGAUUCUCUUUUAGUACUAAGCAAAAUUCUCUUUACAGGAUGUAGUCCAGGCCAAUUUAUAAUUAAAUCUCUGUUCUGAUGAUGCUUCUAAAAUAGCAUCGAUAUGUUAAAGAAGUUUGGUCUUACUUUUAAUUUAGUUCAAGAGUAGCUCAGCUGCUUAACUGGAGUUUUAAUUCAUGGGAUUCAUGACCCUUUGUGCAGCAUUUUUGGUUAUGUGGUACUUGACAGGAUGGCAAUAAGGUUUCCCCGCAUUUUGUUUUCAGAAGGACAGGAAUAGUGUGUUUAUGCAACUCAUACCACUUUUAAAAACAACACCUUUUUCCAUAAAUGUUGGUCGUGUUUGUCCAAGUACUUCAAUUGUAGCUUGUGUAAUGUUAAUGAAUAUCUGUAUCUUAUGACUUCCGUAAAUGGCUAGUUGAUACUCAAAAACCUACUUCUGUGUUUUGAGGGUUGGGGGGAAACACACUAAAUUAUAAUUUGAGAAAGGCAUAUUGCUUCCAGAUUUUGAUGUGUGUGGGAAAAUACUCUUGCAAUGAAAAUCUUGGUAAUUUACUGUAACAAGUAGCCAAUAGUUUAUCAAAACCAACUUGUACAGACUAAUAAAUCUUUUCCACAGUA